Cinclus cinclus is the source of this 990-nucleotide messenger RNA. RefSeq names its product R-spondin 1 (gene RSPO1). Bases 1 to 990 code for a protein of 329 amino acids. NCBI's taxonomy places the organism in Eukaryota, Metazoa, Chordata, Aves, Passeriformes, Cinclidae. The record is from RefSeq and is a predicted model, not a curated record. The transcript has 6 exons.
AUGAGCCCCGGCACUCCUUCCCAGCAGUGCCUUUCUGGAGAGGCACGGGGCAGGCAGGGGGAUGGGUGCCAGCCGGCGCCCGGAGGUCUGCCCGGCUCGGAGCCCCGGCUCGGGGCAGCCGCCGCGGCGCUGAGCGGCCGCCCGGGCGGGCGAUGUGCGGGGAGCAGGGAGGGCAGGAACGAGCCCCGGCCGAGCAGAGCUGAGCCAGUUCCUGCUAGCAUAUCUGGAAACUGUGAGCAGCUAACGCCCACAGCCAAGCCCCCGAUGGGACUAGGGCCGAGCUCCUGCACUCCUGACAGGGAUGAAGUCAGCACCGAGCUGAGUCAGGGCUGUGCCAGAGGUUGUGACCUGUGCUCUGAGUUCAAUGGGUGCCUGAGGUGUUCCCCCAAACUCUUCAUCCUUCUGGAGCGGAACGAUAUCCGACAAAUUGGGAUUUGCCUGCCUUCUUGUCCGCUGGGAUACUUUGGCCUUCGCAAUACGGACAUGAACAAGUGCAUCAAAUGCAAAAUUGAGAACUGUGAGUCCUGUUUCAGUCGAAACUUUUGCACAAAAUGUAAGGAAGGUUUGUAUUUGCACAAAGGGAGAUGUUACGUCACAUGCCCUGAAGGCUACGCUGCUGCCAACGGCACCAUGGAGUGCAGCAGUCCUGCACAAUGUGAAAUGAGUGAGUGGGGGCCGUGGGGGCCCUGCUCCAAGAAAAGGAAGCUCUGUGGCUUCAAGAAGGGCAAUGAAGACCGAACAAGGCGGAUUCUGCAGGCUCCCUCUGGGGACGUGUCUCUGUGUCCUGCAACCACAGAGGUGCGGCGAUGCACGGUGCAGAAGAACCAGUGCCCUGAAGGGAAAAGGAAGAAAAAGGAAGAGCAAGGAAAGCAAGAUAAUGGGAAUAGAAAUCGGAAAGACACCAAAGACACUAAGUCUGGCACCAAGAAGAGGAAGAACAAACAGAGAGGGGCCACUAUGGCCGCGACGCCCGCUAGCCCUGCCCAGUAG